Molecule: messenger RNA, 3357 nt
Organism: Aspergillus viridinutans
Lineage: Eukaryota; Fungi; Ascomycota; Eurotiomycetes; Eurotiales; Aspergillaceae
Product: iron-sulfur cluster-binding protein, rieske family domain protein
Exons: 8
Coding region: 1-3357 (1118 amino acids)
Biological process (GO): DNA-templated transcription
Molecular function (GO): 2 iron, 2 sulfur cluster binding; iron ion binding; DNA binding
Source: RefSeq, a predicted model, not a curated record
AUGGCUGCUACAGUUGCGUCUUGGUUUGGGUAUAAACCCUCUGACCCAGGAGACAAAAAGCUUCCGGAUGAGCCACCCAAAGCCCUCCCAGCUUCCUGGUACUACUCCCCAGAGGUAUACCAGUUGGAGCGAAGAGCUAUCUUUUCAAAGAAAUGGAUCUUGGUUACCCACAAGUUGCGCUUCACAAAGCCCGGUGACUUCCUUCGGUUUGAGGAAGCUGGAUUCUCCUUUGUGUUGUGCCUUGAUCGAGAGGGUAACUUGAAUGGCUUCCACAAUAUUUGCCGCCAUCGUGCGUUUCCACUCAUUUCGGAGGACGAGGGCAACGUCAAGAUUCUUUCGUGCAAAUAUCAUGGAUGGUCGUACGGCCUUAACGGAAAGCUGGCCAAAGCCCCCAGGUUUGAUGACGUUCCGGGGUUCCAGAAAGAGAAUCAGAGCUUGUUCCCUGUGCAUGUGCACACUGACGCAUUGGGCUUCAUCUGGGUCAACCUUGACUCUUCUCCCGAUCCAGUCCCCUGGGAAGAAGAUUUCUAUGGUGUCGACCGACAAGAACGAUUCCAGAGGUUCGACUUUACCCACUACAAGUUUGACCAUACAUGGCAGAUGAACGGCGACUAUAACUGGAAAACUCUGGCGGACAACUACAAUGAAUGCUACCAUUGCACUGUUGCGCAUCCCGACGUGGCAAAUCUGGUUGAUCUGUCAUAUUACUAUACCGUUUCCACACCGGGGCACAUUCAGCAUUUCUCCCGACCGAAGUCGGAUAAAGUGGAAGAGGAUAUCCAGAAUGCCAGUACUUAUUACUUUCCCAAUGCCUGCAUGACAGUCUCGCCUCAUUUCUUCUACAUGAUGCGAUGCGUUCCGACAUCUGCAGCAACUUGCUCGAUGGAAUACGAGGUGUACCGACACGUAGAGGCCUCGGAUGAGGACUUUGAAUACAUUGACUCGUUCUUCAAGAGAGUCCUGGACGAGGACAAACGCCUUUGUAAUGCUGCCCAGAAGAACCUGAAUGCUGGGGUGUUUGUUAAUGGUCAACUUCACCCUGAGCUGGAGAGUGCGCCGUUGUUUUUUCAAAAUACUGUCAGGACCCUACUCCGAAGUCACCGGGAUGAGGAGCGAAGGCUGAACAGGGAGAUCUGGCCAGCGCGGCAGCAUUCAGCAGCUUUGAUCCGUGCAAUGUUAUCUGAUUCGAUGUUCUUGGAUACCUUUACAAGAGAUCGCAUCAAGCCUGUGAAAACUGUAGGCGGAAGAAGACACGAUGUCCGGGCGAGAGACCGGCAUGUUCCAGCUGCACGCGACUUCAACAAACAUGCCAGUAUAGCAGGAGUUAUGACUCGUUGCAAAGAUCCCCCGGCAGCGACCGGGUCUUGGUACGGCUGGCUGGCCUGCGAAGCGAAGAAUGAGCCGACUAAUUUGAAGCAGGAGAACCGAUUGCAACAGCUUGAAGAGAAGAUGGAAUCAAUAUUGGAAGGGUCAAUAUCCAGCCGCCAUGUUGAAACCCCCAAGGCGUACUCUCGCGGGCUCCGUAGUCGCGAGAAUACGUCGGAAUCAAGCAGGUCGCAGGAAAUGUCCAUGCCGCCGGGGAAUCCUAGUGAUGAGACAGGUCUUGAGAAUGCAGAUACGUUGCCGUUCGCGAUGCCACCAAAGGAGAUCGUCGCGGAGGGUAUUGCUCUUUAUUUUCAAUACUGCCACAAGCAACCUCUGUGGCUUUUCCUUCCGGAUAGUCUUUCCAUUCCGGAACGAUGUCGCAGCGAGGUGCUAUUUGGCGUACUCAGCCUUGCGCUGCGCUACUCGAACCAUCCGUUUCUGGACGGACGAACAGACCAGAUGUGUCGACAAUAUGCCGAAGCCGCUCGCAGCUAUGUCAUGUUUCGAAUUGUCCAGGGCACCGUGGACCUUUCAACUUUACAAUGUCUCUGUUUGAUUGCACUUGCUGAAUACAUUGCGAAUGACACUCAUCUCGCUUGGCUACACAUUGGUCUUGCCACAAACCUCGCCAAAUGCGCAGGUCUUGACAUCGAGCAGCACGAAGGCGAAUCUACGCCAGCAUUGGAGGAACGACGAAGGGUGUUCUGGAGUAUCCAUCUUCUUAACCAGCAAUACGCUCCCCACAGCAUGCAGCUGAAUAUGCUCCGGGACAUUCAUAACCCGAAGUACAUGGCUGUCAACAUCGACUCUCCACGGGAAAUGGGGAUGAAGCCACCCCUGACCCCUCAGGAAAACGAUGCCUUGGGGGGGAUCUGGGUGUAUAUGGUGCAGCUAUCCACUCUUUGGAGCGAAGUGCAGCAUUAUGUUUCGCACUGGGCCAGCGGAGAUCCCACGCCGCCCUGGUCGGUGGACUCGGGUUAUUGCAUCAUCGGGGCUCACCUGAUGGACAUUGAAACAAAGUUUCCUACCUCACAUCGAUACGAUUCUGUGAGGUUUCAGGAGCGCUCGCCAGAAGAAUUAAACCGGGCUCGUGAGUACUGGAGUCCCUGGCUGUACCUCCAGUUCACCUACCAUGCAGUGCACAGCGUCCUUAAUCACCCUUUUCUUUACUCGUGGCGACCCCAGCAGUCUGCCCAGCUCGCAGUACCAAACACUUUCUGGAAGACAUCAUCGGAGCUGGCGCUCAUCCAUACAACAUGGACAGCUCGCCUGAUUGACAUGAUCACCGAGAAGGAAUACCAGCUGUCUGACCCGUUCCUUGGCCAUGUCGUGGCGAUCGCGGCCACGAUUCUCAUUUACUACUGCCGUGCCGCGGAUCCCACAGUGAGGGAGUCCGCCCAACGGAAGCUGGACACUUGCACGAGAUUUUUGAGUGACUUGGCCACCAAAUGGCCGAGAGUCCAGGCAAUUGGGCUCAUUCACUCAGCAUUCGCCGUCAGUCCACAUUCCGGUGAUCACCGUUCACCACGCAGGACGCUAUCAAUAGAUACGUCAUUGAUGUGGGACAUUCUUUGCUAUAAUUCUACCAAGACUCCGUUCGCCUCGCCAGGAAACGGUCUCUUUGAUCCGUCAUUCUUACAGCUCCCCGGGCAGAAGCAUCCGGACCAGACGACAGUCGAGACCGAGAUCUUCCAUCACUCUGCUAGGACCGUAGACACUUCUGACGGAGGUCAAGCGCUGCCGCCGUGCUCGAGUACAGUGCACCAUCGGGCGGCUUCUGAAAACUCGCAAUCGGAGGCUUGGAGCAGUACGAACUCGAUCGCAGCUGACAAUGGCCCAAGUCAAGGACCGCUACCACGGGAAUCGUUGGGCUGGUCGGGUUUGGGGUUUCCAGGCGAUGUGUCCUUCAUGGACGUUACUCGUGAUCCAUUUUUCCAAUUUCAGGACCACGAGAAUCCUUACCAAGGGAUUUGGGAAAUUGGAAAUCUUUGA